Molecule: messenger RNA, 4770 nt
Organism: Adineta ricciae
Lineage: Eukaryota; Metazoa; Rotifera; Eurotatoria; Adinetida; Adinetidae
Source: the annotation of a GenBank genome assembly
AUGACGAAUACAGAUACUAAUAAAUUCUAUUUCGAUCGUAAGAACUACUUCGUACGAUUCAUUCCACAUGGCAAUGAAACGGCACAGACACCCAGCAGUCAAAUCAAUAAAAAUAUCAGCCAUGCAUUAGAAUACUUUGUUGCGGAUCUGAGACGUGAUCGAAAUAAAACAAUAGAACGAUUUCUCAGCGAAGAAACUCUCGACAACAUUUUUAGCUCAAUAGCACAACUAUUAUUGAAUGAAGAUAAUCGAAUUUGUGGCAACAGCGCUUAUAUAAUUGGUAGUGCAGUCGAAUUUGAAUCCGGAUUAAAACGCUUCCUAACUAUAUUUUCACAAGAUCGUACAGAAAAUACGGUGGAUAUCAUCCAAACACUAAGCAAUUUAUUAUCACAUUCGGAUUCGGAAUGUGCAAUGAACGCAGCGGGUAUACUUGGUACUAUAUGCGGCUCAAAAGAAGGACGGAAUCUAAUCUUAAAUCAUGCCUGUAUAUCACAAAUGAUCACCAAUACAUCGUCACUAUUAUCUUCUGAAAACUCAUGGAUUGCUAGUAACGCUGCAUUAGUCUUGGCUAGACUCACUGUUGAAGAACUUGGCUCUCAAGCAAUAUUAACGCAUCCAAAACAUCGACAGAUUUUGAAUGAGAUGCUAGCUGCACUCGACGUGAGUUAUCCGGGACGAGCAACCAAUGCUGCGUUUGCAAUAGGACGUUUGAUCGAAGGAGAUGAGGGAAAGAAAAUCUUUGUAGCUGCUUGUGGACAAUACAAAAUUUUUGACGCGCUGUUAUUGAUGAUGGAAGUGAAUGAAGAAAAAGGUCGAUACUUUCCAUCGGAUUCUGCUNGUCUCACUCGCUACGAAUUAUUUUGUAAUCGACGAUGUAUAUAUUCCGGUACAGCUCAAGAACAUCGUGCAACAAUGCUCAAAUCAGAUACAGAAUAUACUAUGGAAGUAGCGGCCGUCACUAAUGAAGGUCGAUUUCGCAGCAAACCAGCAAAAAUUCGAACUUUGAAAGAUGAAUUUAAUAAUGCACAUCGAUAUUCACUUUAUGAACCACUAUCUCAAAGUCCGCCCCGAGUGAAACGUACUGAAACAGUCAGUUCUUUGUAUUCCUCAGCGACGAAUCUUAGUUCAUCAAGAGCGUCAAUGUCUUCUGUUGGACGACGUUUAUUUCGAGAAGGAACACAUGCAAGUCGAAAUGUCGAUAUGAGUACUACCGUUCCCAUCCAACUCGCAUCAGGCAAUCUUAGCAACAGUCGCACCUUACCAGCAUUAACACGAAGUCUUCAACCUCGUGCGCCCGAAUCUAUUAGAAGACGUGAUGUGCAACGGUAUCGAACUGAGCCCAUUUCGAUAAAUCAACUUCAACCUCAAACGAAGUUCAUAUCCGCUUCUAUGAUUGAACCUAUUCUUGAAAUCGACCAUAAACCUCAAGUGAGAUGGGCAUCGCCAGUUCGACAAUCCAUCCCACAAACAACAGCUUUUCGACUUUCAGCAACGGACAAAUCAACAUUGAGUAUGCGCGAUGCACAACGUGCAGACCGAUCUGUAUCAGUUUCAUUGCCAGAUUUGCCAUCGAAUGUACCACGAACUCAAUCAUGUCAUCAAACUCUCAUUUUCUCUUUCGUAAUUAUGACAUCGAAUGGCUGGUUCAAGAAAAUAAAAGAUCAAGCACAAACCGUACAAGGCUCCGCGAAGAAAAGCCUGGUAAAAUUCACUGAUUCACUUGACAAGAAACUCAAAGAAGCUCAAGAUGAUUUAGAAAAGCAACGUCUCAAAGCUGAAUCGACGAGAUUAGAAGCUGUUCAGCAAAAUAUCUGGCGACCUUCCGUAGAAAAUCCAGAUGGUGCAAUUCUAACAGUUACAAAGCCAGUACCACCCGCAUUACCCGCUAUCCCAGCACUACCAGAAAUUCCGUCGAUACCUAGCCCAACUUCUGAACCUUUAACGAUACCUCAUACGAAAGGAAGACGACGUAGUUCAAGAAAAAAUGGUACAGUCUUUGGUUCAUCUUCGACUCUCGAUGCCGAUAAUGAAUCAAGUCGUGAACCUAAGAUUCAUUUCGACGAACUGAAAAGUAAUGAGAAACAUGCUAAACUGCCUGAGAACACGAUUAUCACCGAGCAAAUUAAUCGCGAACAAGUCAUCGCAUGUCUACAUGAGCUAUUGGAUGUAAUAGCAAGUGUUCAUGAACUUGUUGAGAAUGCUGUAACCAUCGAUACAUCGGAAAAAGACAAACUUCAACUAGCACAAGAUUUAGUCGAUCAUUACGACAUUGUUACAAGUAGAUCCAAUGACGAGAUUAUUGAGCAGAAUGAACUUUUAGAUGAAUCCGAAGACCAGAAAAAUAUCAAUGAAGACGCCAGCGAUGACAAUCAUCCGUCAGUUGAACUACCGAAAGAAGAAGAACUGCAGACGCUAGACUCUAUCCCAACAGAAGAUGGCACUCCAAUUGCACAAUUGGACUUUGAAACUGUUCAAAAAGAAACAGUCGUGUCUAUUACAACGGUUGACGAUCCGAAAAAUGCAUUAAAUGAAACGCAAUCUCAUGUUGAAGACGAUGAUGAAAACAAAACCAGUGAUGAACCAUCAGCUCUCACCACUAAUAACGACAUUUUGGCGACAUCCAGUAAUGUUGAUGAUGAACAAUCAUCACAGUGUACACAUGUGGAUACGGACCCAAUCGAAGAUGAAUUAUCCACAUCAACAGAUAAUACAGAAGAUAUUUCCAAAACACCGCACAAUGAACUGGAGGAUUCAUUUGAAAAAAUAUCGUCUUCUCAGUCAAUCACCCAGCAGUCAACGGAAGAAAUUUUACAGAAAUCUACUAGUUUAGCUGAACUGCGUAUGUUUCUCGCUAAAAUCGACAACGAUUCAGACGCCGAUGUAGAGCUCAUAUCGACCCAAUAUCAAACAACAUCGACCGACGAAGUUGAUAGUAACUGUUGUGAAAUAAAUGACGAUAUAUCUUAUUCAGACGAUGCCACCCACACAUCAGUUUGUUCAAAUUCGCCUUCAAUUCCUUCAUUGGACUAUGUUACCACGGAUUCAGUAAGUGACGAUGUAUUUGUGGACGGAAUGGGCGAUCAAAGAACUUCCACAAUUACAAGCGAAGAAAAAGUAAUAGAAAGGAUGUGUUUUCCAUUGGCUUCUUCUCAUUCACUUCCAUCGGGCAUAAAAAUCUCUUCCAUGACUUGUUCGUCAACGUAUAUUUACGUGUGCACGAAUAAUCAGAAAAUUUUCUACGCUAAAAUCGCUAACGAUUCUGAUCUUGGCUCUCAAUUACAAUGGCAGCAGCACUCUGACUUCGCUGAACAACUUGCUGUUAGUGUCAGCAAUCGAACUGUAUGGCGUCUAUAUAACAAACGUCUCUAUUCAUCGAUCGAUGCCGUCAGAUUUCCCCCAAUAGGUUCUCGAUGGAACGAAAUCAAGCUAGAUUCGAUAUUGUUAAGUAUGUCAAUCAACGAUCAAUGUGGCUGGUAUAUCAAGAAAGGUGGCUCACUCUGGUUUAUUCGAACAACAAAUAAUGACAAGCAACAAACAUUGAAUGUUCCAUGUCCGUUCAAUUUGAUAGGUGUCUUUUGCUUUGCUGAGAAGGUGGGUGUAACAGCAUCCACCGGAGAAAUUAUGAUACGUGUUGGAUGCACCAAUGAUUGUCCUGAAGGUGACGGAUGGAUUUUUAUUGAUCAUAAUUUUGGCCCAAUUGAUGACUUCGUGUUAUUGCCAAAUACGGAUACAAUUUUCAUUGUGGAUAAACAGCAUCGUCUAUGGCUACAACAAUGUUUGCCGGAUCAAGGCUCUUUCGAAGUCUUACGUGGUGAUGAUGAUGAUUGGAGUGCACAUCAUCGGCGACAUGUAGCUGGUGUCAAUUCAAGCCUAAUAUGUUUAACUGAUCGUGAAGAAAAACUGCAUAUUUUCUCGAAUUUUCUGACUGGUAUUCAAUGGAGAUUGAUUCAGAAGACAACUCGUUUCCAACGUUUAAUCGGUGUAUUUUCCAAUGAAAACCAUGUGUGGGCAUUGAAUACUGAUCGAAUGAUCUGCACAUCGAAUCAUCAAACACUUGAAAAGCCGCGACAGUGUCAAUACAUAACCCAUGCCACAUUCGUUCCAAAUAACUUCUCGGAAAACACUGUCCUCUGGUCGUUGGACGAAUCUUGUAAUAUUUAUGUUCGGCCGAACAUCGAAAUUAAUACUCAAUGGGAACAGUUAAAUCAAAGUCAAUUCGAAUGGAGUCGAAGGUUGGUACAUAUGGUUUGUAAUCAUGCAGGUGUAUGGGCUGUUGAUGAUCAAGGAUUAAUUCACUUCCGUCAUGGGCAUAUUUCUGCAAGUGAAAACAUGGGUGACAGUGAAUUGUCAUUGUUGCCACCUGCUUGGAUCACAAUUCCUGGAGAAGCAAAACGACAUCGAUAUUUUUCACAAGUUUUCUGUGGACCAGCAGAUUGGAUGGUUUAUGCAACUGAUAAUAAACAAACUGUUUAUGCUCGACUUGGUGUCAAUGAACAAAAUCGUGUUGGAACAUCAUGGAAGCCGAUCGAAGAUUGCUCAGCUCUUGAGCUAGCAGUUAGUGAGCGCACACUGUGGCUAUUGACAAGCUGUGGAGAAAUUCAAUGUCGAGAAAAUAUUUCUCUAACAAAUCCUGUUGGGACACGAUCGAUAACGUUACCGGGUCAUUUUCUUUCUUUGACUGUCUCGACAGACGACAGUCAAGUUUGGGCAUUAGAUUCUGCACGUAACCUACUGAGACUUGAUUACUUAACUGUUUUAUUUGAAAAAUAA